This is a messenger RNA of Centrocercus urophasianus (Greater sage-grouse), 4967 nucleotides long. RefSeq names its product family with sequence similarity 83 member H (gene SACK1H). NCBI's taxonomy places the organism in Eukaryota, Metazoa, Chordata, Aves, Galliformes, Phasianidae. The coding region runs from base 1357 to 4758 and encodes 1133 amino acids. Gene Ontology annotation, biological process: positive regulation of cell migration; intermediate filament cytoskeleton organization; protein localization to cytoskeleton. The transcript is spliced from 6 exons. Gene Ontology annotation, cellular component: keratin filament. The record is from RefSeq and is a predicted model, not a curated record. Gene Ontology annotation, molecular function: keratin filament binding.
UUUUUUUUUUUUCUCCACAGUUCUCAGACUUGUGCCUCUGCUUUUGAAGAUACCGGCAGCACCUGAAGGACGCUCGGAGCUGAAUGGCAGAGCCUUAGCAGGCAGGCACAGCAAUGGCACGCUCGGCAGACGGCGGCUGCUCCGCACGCAGGGUCUGAUGGUGCUUCCUCAGCACUGCCUUCCGAGAAGGAGCUGCCUGGAAGAGGACGCGGCAUCUCCCUCCCCACUUCUCACCCCAUAGCCCAGCAGGGUGACGGUGCAGAUUUUCCAGCCCGGUUACUCGGCCGCAGGACCGGAGUUCGGUGCGAUCCAGUUCGGGUGUUUGCUGCAGCCCUCUGGCUCUGUUUUCACAGUUUCCGUUCAGCUCAAGCCAGCAUUACCAGGCAUUUCACCUGCACGACUGUCCCCCCUUUAUGGAUUAUUCUGGAUAGGUUGGACAGCGUGGCCUCCAGCACAGCCCAGGACUCCUGCGGAGCUGCGGAGCUCCAGGGGGCGCGGGGUCCUGCGUGACGUCCCAGCAGAAUGGGGUGACUGAGGAUUUUGUGUCACCAAAGUGGGGAAUGUCAAAGAAGAGAAGAAAAGUGAGGAUGGUGCUGUAUGAAGUGUUUGUGAUUCCAUUGCUUUGAUGUUGUGGGCUGGUUUGGGAAGUCUGUGAAUCCAGGAAAGGCCUUCAGUCCAAGAAAGCCGUUGAACCCUGAGAGCAUUUCCUUGAAAUGAGGGGUUGAGACACUUUAGCACAGCCAAGAGCGGGUGAGGAGACCUGAGCACAGCAAAAGGGAGGUAUGUAGUGCUCCCCAUUUUACAGGACGGUCCUGAAGCCUCUUUCUCUUCCUCCCGCAACCACGGCAAUCAUUUCUGUAUUGAAUGCUACCGAAAACAGGAGCUCCUUCCACCCUCUGUGCUCAGCAUCCCUAUGAAGGCAGCUUGACGCAAGCGGUCAAGGACUGCCAAGCUCUUUUCUUCUAACAACGAGGAAGGCUCUGUGGAUGUCAGUGAUGGAAGCAUUAUAGUGCAGGGUAGGAAGCCAGAGAGCUUUGGAGCUCUCUUCAGAUCAGCGGGAUCCCGUUACGUGAGUUGCUUUUCUGCCACGAUCAACUUUCCUUUCAAAAUCUGCUUAAAAUCAGGUUUGCCUCGAGUCUGGAGCAAUAGCUUCCCUGCAGGCCUCACACCAAAUCAAUCAGCCUGGGUUUUCCCAACCUCAACUCCAGGAGAAUGGAGAAGAAUCCUGCCCUUGCCUUUAUUUCUUCAUGGCUCUCAUGAGAACUCGUGAGCACACAGCAGUGUGGUGCCCUUAAACUUGCCUGCAUUCCACUUAUGGCCGUGCUUCUCUUCCCACACUGAGCUCUCCCUACCCCCAUGGCUCGCCGAUCUCAAAGCUCCUCGCAGGGGGACAACCCGCUUGACCCUAACUACCUUCCCCCCCACUACAAGGAGUAUUACCGCCUGGCUCUGGAUAUACUCACCGAAGAGGGCAAAGAAAGUUACGAACGCUUUCUGGCAGAGGAGGCAGCCCCCGAUUUCCUUUGCAACUCGGAGGUGGAUCACAUCUUACAGAACCUUCAGAAGCCCCAGUAUGCCAAUCAGGAAGGUAACACAGACACGGCGGGGGACAACGAUGUGGAUGGAUCCUCCGGGACGUACUGGCCCAUGAACUCAGACCUCGCCGUUCCGGAGCUCGACCUGGGCUGGCCCAUGGUCUUUGGGUUCAGGGGAACAGAAGUAACAACCCUGGUGCAACCGCCGCCCCCCGACAACCCCAGCAUCAAGGAAGAGGCUCGCAGGAUGAUUCGAGCUGCUCAGCAGGUGGUAGCCAUAGUCAUGGACAUUUUCACUGACGUGGAUCUGCUGUUUGAAGUGCUGGAUGCUGCUGCUCGCAGAGUCCCCGUGUACAUCUUGCUCGAUGAAAUGAACUCUCAGCUUUUCCUUGAUACAGCUGCUAAAUGCAGAGUCAAUCUGAACUAUGUGGAGUUCCUAAGGGUGAGAACAGUUUCUGGCCCAACCUACUACUGCCGCACGGGGAUGUCUUUCAAAGGACACGUGAAGGAGAAAUUCCUCCUGGUGGACUGCAUGGUGGUGCUGAGUGGCAACUACAGUUUCAUGUGGUCUUUUGAGAAGAUUCACAGGAGCAUUGCACACAUCUUCCAGGGCGAGCUGGUGGCCAGCUUCGAUGAAGAGUUCCGAAUUUUGUUCGCACAGUCAGAACCUCUCGUUCCUCCAGCCAACGUCUUGGCAAAGGCAGAGAACCCCUUUGCCAUGACUCCCUUCGGCAACAACAUGCCGUUCUUUCCUAAAAAAGCACCCCUCAUGUUCCAGAGGGACGACAACCUUUUUCCCUCCUUCAUGGACAGAGUUGAUCCAGACCGGUACUUCCUGUCCAACUUCCGGCGCGAUGAUUUGUUGCGCCAUACCGUGGAGGGGUCAGCCAUGCGAAUGUACAAAAAGGUGGAGAUGGAGAAUGCUCAGAUGGAUCCCGUCAGGGGUUUUCUCCGUUCCAAGCAGCUGGAGUUGGAUGCUUUUAAGAGACACAGUUUUGCAGAAGGAACGUUUGAAAAUUUUGCUUCUUCUAAGCAAUAUGCCAGGCAGAUGUUCAUGAACAACAUGGACGAAUUUAAAAUCCAGUCCAGUCAUUUUCAGAAGGAUCAGUUCUACCAGUACCAGUUUGAACACCCCCACCUUUCUGGCAGACCCCAGGGAUUCUUUGACAGAAUACGAGGUGGGAGGCCAGGAUUCAAUGAAUUGGAAGAGGGAGGGCCUCUUCCCUAUGGAGAGGGACCCAGAUACCCCGAACUUGAAUCCGGUUUCCCACAGGAGGGUUUCCCCUUAAGGCUGGAUUACGUGCCUUCGAAUUCUUCCAGGGAAGUGAGACAUGGCUCUGAUCAGCUGAACCCUGCAGGCAACGGCCCGAUGGGAAUGAUGCUGAGACGGCAGAAUAUAGGACAGAAGUUUAUUUGCCAGACUUCUCCUACGCAGAAGCAAAGCCUGGAACAGCGCCUGUUCUUACAAGACAAAGACGAGGACCAAGAUCAGGACAAGAACACUCAGGAAAAUAGAACAGGUUUACGCAACUGGAGGAUUUCUUCGUACCUCAGCGCGUACCAGUCGGAACCAGAAGAAGGUCUCCCGAUGCCCAUGGAAUCGGAAGCCUAUAAUGAUGUUCUUGGGGAUCCCCUCGCAAAGCACCCCACUGACCUCAUCCCAGCAUUCAAAUCCCCCGUGUCUUUUAAUAGCAAGUCACUGGGGGUUGAAAACGCCAAAGAAUUUGCGGAUCCUGAAAGAGGAGGUGAAGAAACACCUCUGAUGAAACAAGACGCCUUUAGGUCCAGAAUAAAUCCCUUGAUCCAGAGGAGCUCCAGACUCAGGUCCUCUCUGAUUUUCAACGCUGCCAAGUUAGAUCAGCCUAACGCAACAGUAGAGAAGGUUCAGAUGAUCCACAAGGAACAAGUGUCCAACGAACUGACAAAGGACAAUGAAACCAUAAAGACGGCCACCUCGUCGAAAGUGGCGGAACUUUUAGAGAAGUACAAAGCUGUGGGCAAAGACGCCGAGCGAGCUACAGUCACUCACACCAAAGCCGUUUCCAGUUUUCUCCAGGAGGAAUCACAGAACACGGAGAAGAAAUGUACCAAAUCCGUGCAAUACAAGAUUCUGGAGAGUAGAGUAUUGGAGUCCAAAGACUCCUGCAGUACUUACAAGAUGCACGGAGAGACUGACAGAGCGUUUGGAAUGGCUUCGUCGGCGCCGCAGCUCAUUGAUGCUUUGGGUAAAGAUCCCUUAGCACACCUGGGCGCUAAAGUGGACAAACUGUCAUCUCGGUUUUACCCUAUAGAGAAUAAACCCGCUCUUCCAGAAAAGGAGAGCCUUAUAUUUGUAGGAGAUACUCAGAAAUUGGCUCUUCCAGAAAAGAAGGAACGAGUGACGUUCAAGGAAGACGCUGAAAAAUUGGUCAGUGCAGAACUGAAGAAACCACAGGGGAGGACGGGCACCACAUCAGUCAUCGAAAACCUGUCUAAAGGUCCAGGAUCUGACAGCUCCCUCAAUAAAUCCGAGGAAGAGUGCUCAAAACAGGAACAAAACACGAUGGAGUUUUUAAGGAAAGGAUCCCUGCGGCUGAAGCAGUUUCUGAACCCGAAAGGUGAAAAGAAACUGGAGGAGGAACCCAGUUGCGAGGUCGGAAAGUCUGACAAACAGCCCAUGGGUCUCAAAAGAUCUUCCAUAGGCGACUGUCAGGAAAUGGUGGUGGAGGAAGAAAAAAACCAUAAAUUUGCAACGCCGCUUCCUCCCAAAAGCAGCCAACCGACGCAGGGCCGAUUUCCUUCAUCCACAGCCAACAUUCUGUACAGCAGCAAUCUCCGUGAUGACACCAAGGUGAUUUUGGAACAAAUCUCUGCCAACAGCCAGAAGAACAGAGCUGAACUGGCCAAGCAGCUGCCAUCCACCAGCAAUCCCGACCUUUCUAAGUCAACUAUGAGCUUGGAAAGGAAAGCCGAGAAGGAGAAAAGCUGCAACAUCCACAGGUCGGAGAGCUUUGGGAGCCAGAAGCGAAACGUUCAGCGGCAGCCGUCGGAGGACAGAGACACGCUGCUGAAAAAGAUGGAGAACAUGCGGAAGGAAAAGAGGGUGUACAGCAGGUUUGAGGUCUUCUGCAAAAAGGAUGAGCAUACGAGUCAGAGCGAGGAGGAGUACGACGCGGACGCCAAGGACAAGAAGAUGGGAAAGUUCAUGCCCAAAAUCCUGGGGACCUUCAAGACCAAAAAAUGAUCAUAGGAGCGCUGUUUAAUUCCGUAUCGUCACUGACUGGCAAAGCCGAUGAGGGAGAAACACGUUUAUGACGGCUGCGAAGCUCUUCGAGGUUGGCAAGCGGGAUGUGUUCAGCAUGACUCCUAUGGCACAGAUGGCCCCCUGGAGUCGUGUGGUAACAGGAAACCUUGUUACAGUAUAUUUAAAAUAAAAUUAUUAAAUUGCCAAGA